AUGGCUUCCAAGCCUAACAUGGCGUUCGGCAUUGCUCGGCGGACGAAGAGCACGGGCGCUUAUUUACAAGAACUCUUCGGAUUUAAGGACAAUGUCUUCAGGAGCCACGCCGGCGGCUGUCCAGUCCUCUACUCCUUUGACGAGGUCAAGUACCUUGAACACAAUCCCGAUGGCUCUCCUUUCCAAGACCGUACGAUGGUCGGUCGUGAUGGCUAUCUCUUAAAGGAAGGCGUAAGAGAGCGCCAUCGAGUCAUCAUUGGAACACCUUCCUCGCAGAGUGGACCUUACUCGCGGUACCGGUUGGUUGAAUAA
This is a messenger RNA of Cyclocybe aegerita, 312 nucleotides long. NCBI's taxonomy places the organism in Eukaryota, Fungi, Basidiomycota, Agaricomycetes, Agaricales, Hemipholiotaceae. The record is from the annotation of a GenBank genome assembly.